Molecule: messenger RNA, 804 nt
Organism: Hyaloperonospora brassicae
Lineage: Eukaryota; Oomycota; Peronosporomycetes; Peronosporales; Peronosporaceae
Source: the annotation of a GenBank genome assembly
AUGGACGACGACGUCAAGUCCGCCGCGAACGCCAUGAAUGAUCGAGGCGCUGACUUGGACUUUGAGGUCUCUGUGGUCGAAGGCGAUGAACUGGAAGACGGACUCUUGUCCGUCGAAGUGCGCGAGACCCUCAUGGGGUCCAAGAGCGCCGCCUUUGGAGAAGACGGGAAACCGCCUGGACGCCCUGUCGGUCUCUGUGGCUGCUUCUCGUUAUCGUUCUACCAGCCUUACUUUGACGUGGACACGUCAGAUGUCCAGCUGCGGCUGAUGCAAGCCCUGCUGCCAUUCAAGAAAGAACCGGUGUUUGCUGAGCUAGCGGUGAAGUCACCCGAUGCUUAUGGACCGCUCUGGCUCUCCACGACGCUCAUCUUUUGCCUGGCGUCGUGCAGCAAUGCGGCGUCCUUCUUGGACUAUGGCGGCAACACGGACGAGUGGAUGUACGACUUCAGCCGUCUCGCUUCGGCGUACACGCUGGUGGAGAUCUUUCUUCUCGGCCUACCUAUGCUCAUCUGGCUCGUGGGUAAGUAUUUCCAAGUGCCUAUGACUCUGCUCUUUCUCGUGUGUCUCUACGGGUACUCUUCGAUUAUGUUUAUCCCCGCUGCGAUCUUGUGCGUGUUUCCCAUUGACGCCAUGGACUGGGUCGUCAUGUUGAUGGCCAUGGCGUGGUCGCUUUUCUUCUUGCUCAACAACCUCUGGCGCGUCAUUUCCGAGCACUUGACGAAAGAAAAAAUGCUGCCAGUGUUGGCAGUCAUCAGUGGGGCGCACAUGAUGUGGGCCGUCCUUAUGAAGCUGCUGUUCUUUUAG